Molecule: messenger RNA, 1072 nt
Organism: Thamnophis sirtalis
Lineage: Eukaryota; Metazoa; Chordata; Lepidosauria; Squamata; Natricidae
Source: RefSeq, a predicted model, not a curated record
CUGCUGCUGAUUCUGCCUCCUCAAAGUCGAAACGCGGGCGGCCACGCAGCUCUCCGCUGCCGGAGAGCCAACAAGAAAGGGCUUUUCUUAGUUGGCAUGCGAAGAGGCGAAUUUUGAAAACUAGAGAAUGGCUGGAUUUCCCUGGGAGGGCAAGCGGGGUGGAUUUAAAGUCCUGGUGGCGACGCUUUCCGUGGCUUUGGUUUAUUCCUAUAACAUCGAUCUGGAUCAUCCCGUGAUUUAUCAAGGACCCAAUAACUCUUUCUUCGGAUACUCGGUGCUGGAGCAUUACUACGACAAUACUCGAUGGGUCUUGGUUGGCGCCCCAAAGGCAGAUUCUAAGUACAGUGCUUCUCUUAAGUCACCAGGAGCUGUAUUCAAAUGUCGGGUUCACACUAAUCCUGAUAGGAGGUGCACAGAGCUGGAUAUGGGUCGAGCUAAUGUUCGAGGAACAUUCUGUGGAAAGACAUGUAAAGAAGAUAGAGAUGAUGAAUGGAUGGGUGUUAGUCUGGCAAGACAGCCAACGGUUGGAGGAAGUAUAUUGGCCUGUGCCCAUCGUUGGAAAAAUGUCUACUAUGAAACUGAGUACAUCCUUCCUCAUGGUUUUUGCAACAUUAUCCCUCCCAAUCUUGGAUUGAAUGGUAAAAAAUUAAUGCCUUGCUAUGAAGAAUAUAAGAAAAAAUAUGGUGAAGAGCAUGGCUCAUGUCAGGCUGGAAUAGCAGGUUUUCUCACAGAGGAGUUGGUUAUCAUGGGAGCUCCAGGGUCUUACUAUUGGACAGGAACGAUUAAAGUAUUGAAUCUCACUGAUAAUACAUAUUUCAAACUGAAAGAUGAAUCUAUGAUAGCCAAGCGUUACAUAUAUCUAGGAUAUGCGGUGGCAGCAGGUCACUUCUCUCAACUGAUGACCAUGGACGUCGUUGGAGGAGCUCCCCAGGAUGGAGGCGUUGGAAAGGUGUACAUAUUCCGCACAGAUAGGAAUUCUGGCUCUUUGAUCAAAAUCUUUCAGGCUUCUGGUAAAAAGGUGAGUAAUCCUCAAGAAAAAAUACAUUUCACUACAAUGAGCUUUCACAGAUAA